Messenger RNA from Fusarium musae, 1527 nucleotides. RefSeq lists its product as uncharacterized. The record is from RefSeq and is a predicted model, not a curated record. Gene Ontology annotation, molecular function: protein kinase activity; ATP binding. Bases 1 to 1527 code for a protein of 508 amino acids. Gene Ontology annotation, biological process: protein phosphorylation. NCBI's taxonomy places the organism in Eukaryota, Fungi, Ascomycota, Sordariomycetes, Hypocreales, Nectriaceae. The transcript has a single exon.
AUGCCCGACAGCAAGAAUCUUGCCACCAGCGACCCUACCUUAGUCAAGUUGACAAUAGACUGCCUAGGUCAAAUCCAAAGUGCUUUCGAAGAGUACGUCAAGAUUGGGAACAGCAGUCAAGAUGGCAACCCUGAGUGGGCCGCUUCAAUAGAUUCACUCGUAACGGCCCUAAAGAGAGUUGGAUGGGCAUUAAAUGGAUCCAAAACGGUGCCUGAACUAUGGAAGAAGCUCAAAAUAUAUAACGACGCCCUGAAUAGGCUCUGGAAGUCAACUGACGCUGUCGUUCAGCGUCAUCUACUUCUCUCAUUGGACAAUUUUAACAACGCCGAGGGCUUGAGACUGAUGGAAAUGGCACUUACGAGGGCUGAUAUAUCUGAGUAUCAGGAGCUAGCUGCCGCAGUACGGUUGCGCCGAAUUGUUCUUGAGGCUAAGGAUAGGGAGACUGGGUCACUCUAUGCUGGGCAAACCAGCCACUAUCUGGGAGACCUGGGACAGCUUGAGGAUUAUUUGGGACUUGACGCCGCAGCAUUUCGCCCAUCCAUUUCAACACUAAGCACAGAUUUACCCCGCACUGCUAUUGUAAACGGCCGAGACGCCAUUCUGGAAUGGAAAUUGUACAAGACAGAUACCCCUGACGAUAUGAACCAGAGGCAAUAUGAAUGGGUUGUUAGGAGCAGUAUGAGAUCACUGGCCAAGUUGCUGUCUCAAACCCCAAAGCCGGCUGGACUCAGGGCUCUCAAUUGCCUAGGCUUCUACGAACCUUCAGCCCGUGGUCUUGGCACUCCUGUGUGCUUUGCCUUCUCACCUCCUCCUCUUGCAUACAGGGAACCAAUCUCUCUUGCCAAGCUUAUGGAGAUGAAUAAAGAGGUGGUUGACCCUGAGGGAAAUAUAAUGCCGUUUGAGCUUGGCGGUGUAUCAGUUGACAGUCAUAUGUAUUUGGGUGAUCGUUUUGCUCUAGCUACUACACUUGCACGAGCUGUCCAACAACUCCACAAUCUAGGUUGGCUGCAUAAGGGAAUCCGAAGCCAGAAUGUACUCUUCUACCGCCCCAACGAUGUUAGAGGUGUCUGGAGACCAGAACCAAGGGACCUUUAUCUCGUGGGCUAUGAGUUUGCUCGCCCAGCAUCACAGGCCAGUCUCUCAAUUCCGGUAGAGAACAAAUCCGGUGUGACGAUCUAUCACCACCCGUUAUACGUUGACAGCCAGAAUGCCCGAUACGAGUCCCGCUUUGACCUCUAUAGCCUUGGAGUUGUCCUCAUCGAGAUUGCUUGCGGCAAAACGGCUAUCCAGAUGGCCCAACAUGGCAGGGUUGACACCUCUGCGCCCUGGGAGUGGGAUCUCUAUAUUGCUCACUAUCUACUAUCGGAGGUCGAAAGAAAAAUGGGCAAAGUUUAUGGAGAGGUAGUUCGGCGCUGUAUUAAGGGCGAAGUCGGAAAUGAAGGCUCAGGGCAGAAGGGUAACUAUCAGACUUACCUUAAGAGCCUUGACGUAGAUAUAGUUGGAAAGUUGGAGUUGUGCUAUGCCUAA